Molecule: messenger RNA, 1016 nt
Organism: Schistocerca gregaria
Lineage: Eukaryota; Metazoa; Arthropoda; Insecta; Orthoptera; Acrididae
Product: mitochondrial import receptor subunit TOM40 homolog 1-like
Exons: 1
Biological process (GO): protein import into mitochondrial matrix
Cellular component (GO): mitochondrial outer membrane translocase complex; mitochondrial outer membrane
Molecular function (GO): transmembrane protein transporter activity
Source: RefSeq, a predicted model, not a curated record
CCGACACCACCACCGCCGCCGCCAACAGUUGGUUUUCCGCCUGCUGCACCAAAAGCAGAAGACAUUAGUAGCAGCAAGAUCCAUCAGAUAGGCGAAACAGCAGGCACUAGCGACAUCAAAGGUCUAGAAAACCCUGGCACUGUUGAAGAUCUCCACAAGAAGUGCAAAGAUGUAUUUCCUGCCGUAUUUGAGGGUGCAAGGCUGAUAGUGAACAAAGGGCUUUGCAAUUACUUUCAGGCAUCUCACACAAUAAACCUGAGUGCCAUUGCACCAUCAGGUUACCGAUUUGGUGCAACAUAUGUGGGAACUAAACAGAUGUCUCCAACAGAAGCAUUUCCUGUACUUCUCGGCGAUAUAGAUCCUGAAGGAAAUCUAAAUGCAAAUAUCAUUCAUCAAUUUGGAACAAGAACAAGGACAAAGUUAGCAGCUCAGAUACAGAGUAAGGUAUUCACAGGAGUCCAGCUAACAACUGAUUACAAGGGAGAUGACUACACUGCAUCAUUGACCUUCGGAAACCUAGAUAUCAGCAAUGAAUUGGGUCUUAUCAUUGGUCACUAUUUACAAUCAGUUACGAAGAAUGUGGCACUUGGAGCUGAGCUAGGGUAUCAAUAUGGAGCAAAGGUGCCAGGAGGUCAAAUUGCCAUAGUUUCAGCUGUUGGAAGAUACACUGGAAAUAACUUCACAGUUAGUGGUGUUGUGGGUGGUGCUGGAGUCCACGUAUGUUACUAUGAAAAAGUAAGUGACCAGCUGCAGUUCGGAGUGGAGAUGGAUACAAAUCUGCGUAUGCAAGAAACUUUAGCUGUCAUUGGUUACCAAGUAGAUCUUCCCAAAGCAGAUGUGUGCUUCAGAGCUAUGAUUGACUCUAAUUGGACUGUUGGUGCUGUGCUGGAGAAGAAGUUACAGCCUCUACCAUUCUGCUUUUCACUGAGUGGUAUGCUGAAUCAUAGCAAAAACAAUUUUCGGUUAGCCUGUGGUAUCACGAUUGCUUGAAUAAAAAGUCAGUGCAUUUGAGGAAU